Zasmidium cellare ATCC 36951 is the source of this 1416-nucleotide messenger RNA. RefSeq lists its product as uncharacterized. Bases 1 to 1416 code for a protein of 471 amino acids. The transcript is spliced from 3 exons. Gene Ontology annotation, molecular function: heme binding; oxidoreductase activity, acting on paired donors, with incorporation or reduction of molecular oxygen; monooxygenase activity. NCBI's taxonomy places the organism in Eukaryota, Fungi, Ascomycota, Dothideomycetes, Mycosphaerellales, Mycosphaerellaceae. The record is from RefSeq and is a predicted model, not a curated record.
AUGUUCGGCGAGAUAUUACCCUUUGGCUUGCUCGCUUUCUGUCUGAUACCGGUUGCAUUCGUCUGCUACUCGGUCAUCCCUGCAGCCACAUCACCCUUACGUAACGUUCCAGGGCCAUUCUUAGCACGAUUCACUAGGCUCUGGUUCUUCCAGAGCACAUGGAGAGGUCAAGCACAUUGGGAAAACAUUCAUCUACACCGGAAGUAUGCACCUGCAGGCUCCUUCUACGCACCAGUCGUGCGAUUGGGACCCAACCUGUAUUCCAUAUCUCGACCCGAGAGCGUGGUCUACGGAAUCAGCAGCAAGAUGCCCAAGACCUCCUUCUACAAUACAUUCAAGCAUCCUGAUAUGGAGCCGGGAUUGUUGGCUCAUCGCAAUAUACGAAAGCACGCCGAGAUGAGACGGAAGUUCCAGAGUAUGUACAGCAUGAGCAGCUUGUUGCGCUACGAAAAAUACGUGGAGACGACACAGGACGUCUUUCAACAGAGGUUGGGUGAGAUGGUCAAGAGUGGCAAGACGGUGAAUAUGCAUCGUUGGAUACAGUGUUACGCGUUCGAUGUUGUUGGCAAUAUUACGUAUAAUAAGCGAUUCGGGUUCUUGGACGAAGGCAAAGACAUUGAUCAUGCCUUAUCAUCGCUCCAUGCCCAGACAGUGUACGGAACACUCGCGGGGAUCUACUCAUGGGCGCACCCCAUCCUGUACAGAAUCCUGGAGCAGAUGCCCGGCUCCGGAGCGGCUGGACGCACGUUUCUGAUGAAAUUCGCGCAGAGACGUGUCUCCGAACGGGAGAUCGAGCGAGCAGCGGAAGAAAAGGACGGCAAAAGACACAUUCCCGCUGAUGGUGCGCCCCGAGACUUUCUAGACCUCGCUAUAGACGCUGAACGGGAUCCUGAGAAGAACAUGACCAAGUUCGAUGUCUUCGCGGUCGGCCUUGCGAACAUUCUGGCUGGAUCUGACACGACUGCCAUCAGCCUUAGCAGCGUCUUUUGGCAUCUUACUACUACUCCGCGUGCUAUGCAGCGGCUGAGGGCGGAGCUGGAUCAGGCUAUAGCAGAGGGCAAGAUGCUGGGCCAUUUCUUCCCAGAAGGCACCGAGAUUGGCAUCAACUCAUGGGUCGCGCACUAUGAUGAAGAUAUCUGGGGCUCGGACGCCACUUCAUUCAAGCCUGAGCGUUGGAUCGAAAGCGAUGCUGCGAAGCUCAAGCUCAUGGAUAGCUACUUCAUGCCAUUUGGUCUGGGGAGUAGGACAUGUAUCGGACGACACAUAUCGAUGCUCGAGAUGUGCAAAGUCAUUCCGAUGGUCAUCUCACAGUUCGAUUUCGAUUUGGUCGACAGAAUGGAGAGGUUCGAAACGGUGGACAUUUUCCUUGUGAAACCGAAGGACUUUCGGGUGGUCGUUCGAGCUCGGUCUCAGUAG